UAAUAAUUCAAAAUGAGAAACUUUUGUGCCCUCAUUAACCUGCUUGUGCUACUAACAUCACUUGGCUUCAUGAUCACUUGCUAUCAGGCCAGUUUGAAGAAAGGAAAUUAUGCUGACGUGAAGAGAGUUUAUAUAAUAAAAGGAUUAAAAGAACACCCAGAUUGGGGACACGAAGGCCCCUGUUUCUUUAAUAUUCCACUAUGUGUAGUGAAGUAUAGCCCAGAGAUUGCUAACUAUACUGCUUACUUGUUUGAUCGUAAUUUUCCAAAGCAGUAUGUAAAGCGAAUCAGAGAGACCUUCCUUCCUCACCCACAUCCAGACGAAGGUGGUUCCGCUUCAUGGUACUUCCAGGCUGAAACCAUAAUAUCGAUCAUCUUCAUGUUUUUCUUCAUUGGAUGGUUUAUAGAUUAUGUCUUAAAGGUCCUAUUCGGCAUGCUAUUCCAGAUUUUAUUCACAAUAGUAGUGCUAGCAGUGAUAUUCAUCUUAUUCAGACAGCAGUGUUAUGGAAACCAUUACGAACACACCAUUGGGGCCUGUGGGGCAUUUAAGUCAUUCUUUGGUAACCCAUCAGCAUAAA
Moneuplotes crassus is the source of this 577-nucleotide messenger RNA. The record is from the annotation of a GenBank genome assembly. Lineage: Eukaryota; Ciliophora; Spirotrichea; Euplotida; Euplotidae.